Molecule: messenger RNA, 900 nt
Organism: Naegleria gruberi
Lineage: Eukaryota; Heterolobosea; Eutetramitea; Acrasida; Naegleriidae
Exons: 1
Source: RefSeq, a predicted model, not a curated record
CUAGGAUCAAAUUCAUUUGUAAUGAGUGGUGUAACAUCCUAUUCGAAUCAUCACAAUUUAAUAAUCAAGCCAGAUGAUGUAUGGCUUGCAAUUUCUACUCAAUUUUCGAAUUACGUAAAUGGAAAGUCAGAAGAAUUACGAGAGAAAUUUGUAGAUUUCAAAGGUAAAAAACAAUUAACUGUUUAUGGAGGUGGAACAUUGUAUUCUGCUGAUUAUGUCACUCUUUCGAAUAAGAUGACUGAACAAAUUGAGAUGAAUAUCAAAGAUCCAAGUAUCCGAAAUUGGAUUAUUCCAAAUUUUUCAACAACCACCAAAACUGAUAGAAUGGUUGGUUCGAUAGUAUUGAUGGCAUCGAUGAAAAAUUAUUUUGAUUAUCAGAUUAGUUUAUCUUGUAAUUUACCUAAUGUUACCUUAUUAGGAAAUGUUGAAGAUUGGAUUGAAAUUAGAGAAAGAGCCGAAAGAUUAUUAGAAUUUGAUACCAAGGAAGGAUAUAUGAGAAAAUGGGUAAAAAUACUUUUACCAAUUUUGGAUAAAUUUGUUGACUCUGCAAAAGGAAAUCCUGAUAUUGAAUGGUGGAAUAGAAUAGCUCAUUGGGAAGGUGGAGGAUCUGGACCAUCGUAUAUAAGUGGUUGGAUUACUGCUUUCUGUGUAUUUUCAGAAAAGGGUCAUUGGAAAGGAGACGAAACUUCAGUUAAACUGUUCAACAAGUCAAAGGAAAUCACAAGUGAAUGGCUAAUUAUUGACAGCGAUGAAAUACCAAGAGGUUAUGUCAAUGUACCAAUUCAAAUAGACGAUAAUGGGAUAUUGUAUAAUACUGAAAUGUUUGCUGGACAUAUGGUUUCUGAUAUUUUGAAAGAUGGAAAGACGAUUCAACCAAGAGUUGAUUGGGCUCUCUUCCUU